GGGUAUGUUUUUUUGCUGCUGUAAGUAUUAUGUUCGGGUUUCGUGCGUGAAUGGAAUAACCACUCUAUGUAAAGCUGAAAGCCACAUCAGGGAAUUGGCAAAGCAGAGAGUCAGAAAAGACCAGUUGUCAAAGAAACAGAGAGAGUGAGUAGAGUUGUAGCGAAUGGCAUUGCCAAGCUUUGAGAAGCUGCUCAAGGAAACUGACAUCCGUGAAAUGUUAGUGAUUCCAACUCAUUUCAUGCAACAUUUGCCAGAUGUUGAAGGAGCACGCUCAGUGGACCUGACCGUGAAUGCAUCUGGAACUCAGAGGCCGACCUUCGGAUACUACACCGGGAUGAUGCCAAUCGUAGACCUGUUCUAAGAUCAGGCUGGUGCAGUUAUGUCCGUGACAAGGGGCUGCAAGUCGGUCACAAGAUCUUAUUUCAGUGUGUGGAUGGGUUCCCACAAUACCAGAUUCGUGCUCAAAAGAAAAUCAUUCUCCUGGGUCAGGAGACAUGGUCUGACUUCUAAGGUGUUUCAAACGUUGUUGCUCGUGGUUGCACCUCACCCCUCCAAAAAUUACCCUUGUUCAAUACUAAUAAAUAAAACUAGGAAUCUAUGUCCUGUUGUUAUCCAAUCUGUGUAAACUUGUUUGUUUUUGCUGUAAUUUUUAGUUGUUUUCUCGCUUUUGAAUUCCAUUGGGUGUAUUGUUUUGGUUAGCAUUAGACAGUCUUUGUAUCUGCAGGUUCCGUAUCUCGGCAGCCCAUUUACCCCACGGUCUUUGCCUCACUUCUCUGUGUGUGGAAGUAUAUACAUUGAUCUUGAGAUGGUUGAGAUUGGUGUUGUUCUGAGUUACUGGACAACGAUAAUUGAUUCUCAUCCAGUUGAAGAGGGUCAUUAUUGCUGCUAUUUCCUAUGACUUGGGUUAGGGCUGCAACCAUUACAGACAUGUCUUGCUGUGACUGAGCUACGUAGAUGGGAAGAUAUGAUCUUCCUCUUUCCUCGCCGGUUCAUCGGAUGAAAGGGGCCUCUUCCCAGGUCUCCGAUCCACCUUACCGGUCUGGAUACUCUCCUUUUCUUCUUAUAUAUCAUGCAAAAGAAAGCUCAUCGGUAGUU
This is a messenger RNA of Rubroshorea leprosula, 1095 nucleotides long. Lineage: Eukaryota; Viridiplantae; Streptophyta; Magnoliopsida; Malvales; Dipterocarpaceae. The record is from the annotation of a GenBank genome assembly.